CUCUUCAGCUGUGCUUCCCCUUUGCUCAGAGCACUUCAGGAGGGAACAGCAAACUUCUUGUCUGGCAAAAGGGCAAGUCUAUUGGGACACAGCCUUCAAGGAUUCCUGCAGCACCUUAACAACUGAAGAGGGUGCCAAAGUCCCUUAGUCUUCUGUCACAAUUGUUAUUUUCAUUUUUACAGUGUCUCUAGACUGUUUCUUAGCCUCUGGUCUCAAUUCACCAUGAUAUGGAAGAAUCUAUUUGUGGAAUUUCUUCUAAUCACAGCCAAUGUACUGUUCUGCUGUGGGGAAAUGCUGAAUAAUGGGAGCAAAGCCAAGGCAACUCAGCCAUUUAACUCCUUGCUGUUUCUUUCUAACCAUCUUUUCACCACUCCUCCACAAAGUAAGGUAGAAGCUUCCUUCACACGGUUUGUUCAUGGAAUUGCACAACCGGCUAACCAAGAAGCAUAUUCAAUUCAGAAAGAAAAAGUGAUAACAGACAAACCAAUGCCAUCAUCAGCUGACAAAAUUACAGACCACACACAGGAAAAAACAACUGUUGAUCCCAAGAUGAUGAGUGCAAAACCAACUGGUCAGCAUAUAGUAUAUACAGUGGUGAAAACUACUGAUGUUGCCAGAGGGGCAGGAAGGCAAACUGAGCCAUUGUUGGAUCGGAUCAGAAGUCAUACAGAAAAUAGAAAAACAUUAGCUACUGAGAUGACAACUUUGCAAGCUGGCUCUCCAAAAGUUCAGAAGACUGCAACUCUUAUCCAACCAGUAGUUAUGGCAAAUACAAAUAAGACUGUGUCUGAAACAGGUCACAUCUAUACCACACAAUCCGCAACAAAAAGAACAACUGGCAUUGUCCACAAGAAUAUAACAUCAGUUGUGUCCACUGCUCCAAAGCCAACAACUCCAGUUGGUCCAACACUUGCUCCAAAGCUCUCUCCAGCUGCAACUGGGACAUAUAGGGUUCUUAAUGGAACUGCAAAUUGCAUCAAAGCAUUGAUGGGCUUGACCCUGAUAGCUAAAAACAGAAAUACAAACCAAAUGGAAUAUUUUAACAUUGAUCCAAAUGCCACUCAAACAACUGGAAUAUGCGGAGCUUUGCUAUCAGUGCUGAAAAUCUCUUUCCAGGAUGGUUUCAUUAGCUUUACCUUUCACAAAAAUGGAGAGGAAUAUUAUGUCAGUUUGGUUGAAGCCACUUUAACAGUACCUUCUGAAGGUGUUCCAUACGUUGGAAUGAAAAGUGAUAAGCUUUUCUCCGUUCAAGUGGGGAAUUGCUUUAAAUGUGCCAGCCCACAAACUUUGGACAUGUCUGAGGAUCUUCAGCUGCUGGUUGAGAAUUCUCAGCUUCAAGCCUUCGAUGAUAUUGGUGAUACGUUUGGGACAGCGGAAAUGUGUGCCCUUGACAGAAACAAGAAACUGAUACCGAUCACCGUGACCCUCAGUCUUGUAGGAUUAUUUAUCAUUGUGCUUGUCACCUGCGUGAUCUACAGAAGAAAACCAAUCAGUGGAUAUGAGAGUAUCUGAAAAUCUGAACACUGAUUUUACUGCAGGAUAUCAGCAGUACAAAUUAUGAGGAAUGGAAGAUUCUGCUUGUUUGGCAAUGGCUGUCAUUAUUUUAAGAGAUAUUAAUUAUGUUGCCUAUCUGAAGUUGUUUCUGCACAUGUAUUUAAAAAACAAAUGUAUUUUGUCAUUGUUUUGCAUUUGUAUCCUGCUCUAUGCUUAAAACCCAACUGUUACCAAUUUAAAAUAUCUUUGGCCUGUUACAGCCUUUAAUAUGGGCACUUUUUAAUUAAUCAACAAUUGUCUUCUUUUAUUGAGAUUUUUAAAAAGGAUAUUUUCAAUAAAUAUACUUACAGAAUUGG
Molecule: messenger RNA, 1850 nt
Organism: Anolis carolinensis (green anole)
Lineage: Eukaryota; Metazoa; Chordata; Lepidosauria; Squamata; Anolidae
Gene: lamp3
Product: lysosomal associated membrane protein 3
Exons: 6
Coding region: 223-1512 (429 amino acids)
Biological process (GO): establishment of protein localization to organelle
Cellular component (GO): lysosomal membrane; plasma membrane; late endosome membrane
Source: RefSeq, a predicted model, not a curated record